UACGAAGAAGACACUCGAAGAAGAAAAAAAAGUGUGACUCAAAAAACAUAAAUUAUUUAUUUUCUCCAAUAAUUAUUUAUUUAUUAUUAUUAGUUUGAGAAAAUGCCUAUCAGCAGGAUCUCCGUGGGAACCCCGGAGGAAGUCCGGCACCCAAACACCUUAAAGGCGGGAUUGGCGGAAUUCAUCUCCACCCUUAUCUUUGUGUUUGCCGGACAAGGUUCAGGGAUGGCUUUUGCCAAGCUUACCGCUGGAGCCGCUGCAACUCCAGCAGGCUUGGUGGCUGCCUCUAUCGCCCAUGGUUUUGCCCUUUUUGUUGCCGUGUCUGUCGGAGCUAACAUCUCCGGUGGACAUGUUAACCCUGCAGUCACUUUCGGUGCCUUCCUUGGUGGCAACAUUUCUCUUCUUAACAGCCUUGUUUACUGGGUUGCUCAACUUGCUGGCUCCUCUGUUGCGUGCUUGUUGCUUAAGUUUGCCACUGGUGGCUUGGAAACAUCUGCCUUCGCACUUGCCGAAGACGUGACCGUAUGGAAUGCCCUAGUCUUUGAGAUAGUCAUGACCUUCGGACUAGUGUACACCGUUUACGCCACCGCAGUCGACCCUAAGAAGGGUGACAUUGGUACCAUUGCUCCCUUAGCAAUUGGUCUCAUUGUUGCUGCCAACAUCCUUGUCGGUGGUGCCUUCACUGGUGCAUCAAUGAACCCCGCCGUGUCCUUCGGCCCAGCCUUGAUUAGCUGGAACUGGAGCUCCCACUGGGUUUACUGGGCUGGACCACUUAUUGGUGGUGGACUAGCUGGUCUCUUCUACGAGUUUAUCUUCAUUGGUGGUCAAGAGGCUCCCGCUGCUGAUUACCAGAGACUCUCCGCUUAAAAAAUUUAACUUCAUUUCAUGUGAAUUCAAAUUUAAGCUUGGACGAACUUUGUUUUUAAUCAUCACUUGUAUCAUCUUAAGAGUUUGAAUUUGUGGGGCUUUAUUUUAUUUUAUCUGAAAAUUCUUCAAAUUAUGGUGUUAAUUAUUUUAUGUGGGCCUUUUAUUUAUCGUCACUAUCAUAUGAUCAUGUUAUCAGAUCCGUUUUUUCAUUUAAGUGGAUUUAAUGGAUGCUGAGGUUUUUGGAGCCUA
Messenger RNA from Spinacia oleracea (spinach), 1116 nucleotides. Its product is annotated as aquaporin TIP1-2. NCBI's taxonomy places the organism in Eukaryota, Viridiplantae, Streptophyta, Magnoliopsida, Caryophyllales, Amaranthaceae. The transcript has 2 exons. Gene Ontology annotation, molecular function: water channel activity. Gene Ontology annotation, biological process: transmembrane transport; water transport. The record is from RefSeq and is a predicted model, not a curated record. Bases 103 to 867 code for a protein of 254 amino acids. Gene Ontology annotation, cellular component: plant-type vacuole membrane.